CACGUGGCUGACUGGUUCAGUUUCACUUCCGCCUCUAGGAUUAAUAAACUGUUUUCUUCUGUUAUCACGUUUAAACUCUUGUGUGACACUGACCGGCUGGACAUAAAUUAUAUCCACUUUUCCUGCUUUACCGAUCACGCAUGGCUGUGUAUGCACUUUUUUAGGUGCUGCAAGAUCUACUUUAUCUGUAACUAGCUCGCUAGCCAGGAAACAGGAACUUGCUAGCAACCUUAAGUCACCUGGUCAGCUUUUAGCUAGUUUACUUUCAUAUUGCUUCAUCGUGCCUCCAACAUCAGCUUAAUAGAAGUCAUGGCCCAGUCGACAUGGUGGAGAUUGCUGGCUUUCUUUGUACUGAUGGUCACUAAAGCACAAGCAGUUGAGAACACGAGUAGGUGCAAGGUGAAAAAUAAUUCUGAGAAAAAAGUGCUCAGUGUCCUGGAGCCACUCACCAAUCAGAAUUUUACUGCUAAAACCAAAGAUGAGAUGGAGGAGUACACAUAUGUGUUCCAAGUGUGUGGUGAUGCAGAUGGGGUGAAAGAUGCAGGAGUGGUGCAAAAGAACAAGGACAAACAGCUGGUGGUCAUUGGGAAUUACAGUCUUACACAGGCUAUUAAAGGAAGUGACUGGAUAUUGCUGAUCUACCAGGGUGGAGAGAAAUAUCAUGAGCAUUGCUCACAGGGGGCCAGGAAAGCCGUGAUUAUGAUUUCCUGUGACAGAACUAAGACUGCGGGGCCACUGUCAGUGAUUCUGGAGGACAGAGAGCGGAAGUCUGACUGUUUUUACUUGUUCGAGAUGGACAGCAGUGCUGUGUGUCCUCCAAUUGAAUCCAAACUCAGCACUGGAUCCAUACUUCUCAUUGUUUGCUUCUCAUGCUUGGCCGUCUACCUCAUCGGUGGAUUUCUCUACCAGCGAUUGAUUGUUGGAGCAAAAGGAGUUGAACAGUAUCCAAACUAUGGCUUUUGGUCAGAAAUAGGCAACUUGUCAGCGGACGGAUGUGACUUUGUGUGCCGCUCCCGUGGCAGCAGAGAAGAGCCACCCACUUAUAGGGGUGUUUCUACUGAGCCUUUAGAAGAGCCAGAGGAAAGGGAUGACCAUUUACUUCCAAUGUGAUCACGGCAUAUAAUCCAGCGAGCUGACCAGUGGGUUGCUCAGGUGUAGGCCAGGAAGGCUUCUGUGUGUGUCAGUUAUUUAAUGCACUUAUCUUUAUGCAUUUCCUAUAUUGCUCUUAGACAUUUACAAGAAAGUGCUGUGCUUCAACAAAAUUUUAUGUUUUUCCUUGUGAAUUUGAAAAAAAUAUGCAGCAAAGCUGUUAACACUUUUUGAUUUUGUGUAGGACAAACUUUAGAACUGUCAUUCAUCUGAAAAGAUAUAUAAAUAAUUAUACUUCUUUACAGUUUUUGAUAGUAGACCUGUGCACACACAGUUCUUAAUUCAAAUUCGAUUUAUGCCCAAAGAAGCCUACAGACUGUAUCUUUAUGAAUUUGCUAAGUGGUUUAUUAAUACUUAUUAUUUGCAGUCAAUAUUUGAUAUAAAUUAACUGACCGGUUCAUGCUUCUGCCCCACUAAGCUUUCUUAACUGUAAAUAUGAAUUAUAUUGAUUUAGUGGUUACUUCUGCAUUCAGAUGUUGUUGCUGUGGGCCACUAAUGAAAACACUGGAAAACACACUGCAGCACUAAAGUAUACAUGCAAAGAUGAACCUAGUCAAUGCAGUGACUUUCAACGUGUUACACUUUUUUUAUAACAUAACAUAUAUUAUUAUGAAUGUUUCUGUCAGAAUGGCUGUUAAGCCAAUGGAGAAGAUGGCUACAUUUUGCUUAAGUAUAGAGAGCAAAAUACUUUGGGUACUGUAUGUGAUAAUGGAAAUUCUAAGGAUAAAUGUCAUCAAAUGACAAGGCUUAGUCUUUGACUAAUCAGUGGAAAUUUGGAUUAUUAAAGUGUGUCUGGAAAACAAACCUAUAUGUUAAUUGCAAGUAUUUGGGGAAUGAUCAAUUCUGUUUUUCCCCCUUUUACUGAGUUUUGUAGGUGUUUAAAUAAGAACUUGGGAUGAGUUUGUGCAUUGCAGAGUAGGACUGUACUGUGAUUAUUUGCACAAAAACAGAAUGAGGUUUAAGAGUGAUCAGACCUUAAAAAAAGUACUUCCAAAGUUGUAUAAUAUUGACAUUGUUUGCACUUGAACUAAAUGGAACCAUGAUGUUCUUUUAAAGAUGGUAUAAAGAAAUUCUCGCUUAUGUACUCGUAAUGUAGUUUAAAUAGCAGUUUAAAAAAUACAGACUUGGCUGGCUUACAUCCCUCUCUCCCCCAUAACUAAAGCUUCAGUUUGGAAAAAGCUUCCAAUUUAAGACCAGACCUCUGUCUUUGUCUAGGAACCUAGUUCUGUAUCAGACUGCAAGUGUGUUUCAAAUUAGGAUACAAACAUGCUAACAUUUGCAUUAGUCAAAAUCACAAGGUACAACUCAAACGAUUUUGUAAAUUUUGACAAGUUUAUGAAAGUCUGUUAAUCCAAACUGAAUAUAAACUUUUUAUGGUGGGGUGAAAUUAGUUUGAAUAAAGCUUUUGAUGAUCA
Messenger RNA from Hemibagrus wyckioides, 2564 nucleotides. RefSeq names its product mannose-6-phosphate receptor (cation dependent) (gene m6pr). The transcript has 7 exons. NCBI's taxonomy places the organism in Eukaryota, Metazoa, Chordata, Actinopteri, Siluriformes, Bagridae. The coding region runs from base 310 to 1110 and encodes 266 amino acids. Gene Ontology annotation, cellular component: endosome; trans-Golgi network; Golgi apparatus. Gene Ontology annotation, biological process: protein targeting to lysosome. The record is from RefSeq and is a predicted model, not a curated record. Gene Ontology annotation, molecular function: protein domain specific binding.